AUGGAUUCCAGACGAAGCAAUUCCCCAGUAAAAAGGGACACUUCACAAGCAAGUGUGUCAUCAUCAAGCUCCAUAGGAGAAAAACAUAUAAAUUUGUUAGGAGAAGUAAGCAACAUAAACACUGAAAAAAAGGACAGUAAACUUGUUGAGCAGGUUCAAAACAUGGCUCUUGAAAGUGGCAACAGGGUUAGUAAUCACUUAACGACAAGUGUCAAGAACAAGUCUGAAAUGUUUGAGGAGGAGGAAGAGGGUGAACUUGAUUAUGAAGAGGAUGAAGGAGAAAUCCCUGGAACACAUGACGAGAGAAAUGGGGUGAAAAAUGAUACAGAUGGAGAUAAAGAGGAAGGGGAGCUAGAAGAAGAUGAUGAGGAGGAGGAAGGCGAAGAGGGAGAAAUUCUUUCAGACGAGGAUGAUAAGGUAGAAGGAGUGGCUUAAUUUCAUAAUUGCUGAAAGAAAAUAAUGUUAAUAAGUCUCUUGGGUGUACAAGCUUGAGGUAGAGCACCUAACAGAAAUUCAGUUCAAAUGAUUUGUUUUAGUGUUAUAGGAACUGUAGCAGAUUUGAAACAGAAUCGGUGUAAACAUUCAGGAAAGUAAGUGGCUUUGACUCAUGUCUCUGCUUGCUACUUUACAAGGCUGUGCUCUAAGAAAAUGGAAUGGAGCCCGGUGCUCUGGACCUGUGAAGGGUGCCAAGUGUAGGAUUUCUGUCAAAAAGCUAAGAUUUCUUUGUUGCCUAAGAGCAAAUGUUAAAGGUCAGGGACCACUGGGCCCUGCUCGAGUACAGCCCUGUUUUUUCUAAUGAUUUUUAGUCUCUCUCAUCUGUCACAGAAUACUGACCAGUGUCUCAUACUUAUUAAGGACAAAAGAUACUCAUUGAAAAAUUAUUGGUAUGACAGUUUUGUCAAGUCUGGCCAUCCUAGGGUCAAUAAAAAAGUUCAGUGAUUGCAGGGGUUAUCAGGAAAAAGCCUUUCAAAAAAUGUUUUGAUUGUGACAAUAUAAUAGUAAUAUUAAUAUUUACCACAUUUGUUACAAUCCUUCAGACUGCUGGAUGUUUUCCACCAAUGAUAGCAAUCCUAUGAAAAUCUGGCUUAACAACCAGUGUGGUGUGCACUACAUACUCUUCUAGUCUUAGUUUUAUUAUAAAUAAUUGUUGAUAAAAUAUAUACAUAUGGGAUAAAUUUUGUUAUUCUGUCUAGGGUACAGCAUCAGAAAAGAAAUCUCAGGAAAACCAAGAUUUAACAGUGACAGAGGUAACAGCAUAUAUUUUGUUGCUUUGAGAGCAACCACUCCUUCAUUUUCCUCUGAUUCGGUUAAACCGUCAGUUACUUGACGCCUCUGUUUAACUGCAUAUAGCUUUGUUAGCAGACAGGACUAUCUGUAGAAUCAGCCAGCUACUUUAAGUUUGAAAAUUAGUCACAUAACAAUUAUGCAGAAUUUGUGGGACGAAUGCCUUAUUACUUCCUCUUAGAGACAACUCUGUUACUUAUCAGUUACGGUAGUAGCUGAUUUCUAAAUAUGUUUGUUGUUAGACUGAUGGCCCAGAAGAAGGUGAAGUUAUUGAAGAAGGAGACUCGCCAGGUAUGAAGGCCCCACUACUUCAUCAUGAAGAGUCAAGACAAUCCCAAAUUUCAUUUUGUUACAAAAUAUCAUCCAAGAGUUUGCAUUUAUAUGAAGUUGAACAUGAUCUUCGCAGUAGAAUGAACAACCUAAGUUGCUAAAAAAGAACCAGAAAAAAUUCAGGCUUGACCAGGAAUCAAAUUCUGGCCAGUGCAAUGACCGGAAGCAACGAUUGGUUGGUCACAUAACAGCAUUUCAUUCAGACUCAAAAGUUAGGACUACGUGAAAUGUGGAAUAUGAAAUAAUCACUUUUGUUUCUCCCACACUUGUGUCAUGCUCAUUAUCAUGUCUUUCUCAUUCAUUUACCCAGGUCAAAAUUCACAUUCUUUCUUUUUAUUUUCUUACGUCACAUGCAUAAAUGCACAGUUUGUUGAUGCUUCAGAGGACACAAUAUUGUGUUUCUCAAUAAAAUUAAUUGAAAUCAUUGACUCCUUUUGUAAAAUUAUGUCAGCAUGAUAGAAAUUGUUCUUUUCAAUAAUUUUGUGCUUUGGUUAAGUUAGAUCCUCUGUAUAGUCUCCCUUAUCCUUUCGUAAUAUAUUUUAUACACUGAUAUGGUAAAACCACCCUCACCAGGGUUAAGUAUGAGCAGUUGGUCAGUAUUUAACUUAAUUGCUUGGUGAAUUAUUAAAAUUACAGGGAGCCAGUCUCUAAGAAGAAAGGUCUGCAGAUAUUUUACACAUGGUAAGUAAGAUUAUCCAGUGCUGAGUAACUUUUUUUGAAGAAACUCAAUAAUAUUAAAACUGACACCAACAAUAAUAAUUACAGGGCUGAAGAUAAUUUCUGGGGAGUGUCCAGACAUGAUGGCCAGGCAAAUUCAUUUUAGCUGGAUCACAUAUUGUUUCUGGCCGGUCAAAUUUAUAAGAUAAAUAGCUCUUAAAACAGGGGCCCAUGAACCAAAACUGGCAUCAUAUGUUUCCAAGAAAGUCAUUGCUUAGAACUUAUAGCACUUUAAAGCACUCAUUGUCAGCAAUAAAAUAAAUUACAGCAGUGAAACGAGAAUAAACUUACGUGUAUUAAUAGGUACACGGUCUGUAAGACUAACCUGUAACAUGUUAAAUAUUAUUAUCGUGUACAUUAAAUUUGUCUGGUGCCUCCAAAUAUAAUGAUUUCUGUCGUAUGUAUCACGAUCUGAGAUCUUGAUCCUAAAACUCCAGCAGUAAUCAAUGUUACUCCCCAUUACAACGGAAGAAAAUUGGUUUUCUUUGAGAAAAUUAGCAACUAAAAGUUGAAAUAUUUUAAUUUUGUGACUGGAAGUGCAUGAACCCCAAUGUCUGUUUCAAUGCGCAAAUUGUAAACAGUGGCUCUAGUUGCAUUUCAUCCAGGAUUUCAGAUGAAAGUUCUGUAAUACACAGCGACUCGUUACAUACUGAUAACAACUGAGACAACUGAACAGCAUGGAAAUUUUAAUUUAUUUCAUUUUCAAUAUGAUUGAAUGUGCCUGGUCAACAUGACUGGCAAGACGAAAGGUUGACCAAGCAACUCUUCAAUCAGACCUUUGACUGGCCGUUUUUUCGAGCCCUGUAUUAGUGUUGUUUUAGUGCAACGUGUUCACUGAGUCAUAAUUGAUUGUACUUAGUUCCUUUGCUGUACUCUUUUUUUCUUGUUUAGGUUUUUGCAAAAAAUCAUUCAUUUGCGUUUUUUCCUUCUUUUUCUCACCAGGUGGCUGUACCUGGGGAAUGUCUUGCAGAUUCCUUCAUCCAGGCCUGAAUGACAAAGGUAAAGUUUAUUUAUUGUAGUCUAAAAUGCUCAGUAUUGAGUGACAGUCCUGUCCAGUUCUUAUGAAAGCCAAACCAAUUUAUUGCAGUAUUUAAAAUUCUGUAAAAGGUGGCAGCUGUUUUCUCUUUCUUUUGUUCCUUCUUUCACACAUUACUUAUUUUAUUCCUUUCCCACCCCUUGCAUUGGCAUUCUUUGAUUGACAGGUGCCUAUCAAAUGCUGCCUAUUCCUGGCCAGUACCCAAGCCCUUUUCCUAAAGCUCCAACAGCUGGCCCAGCUGUUCAUCCUGAAACCAUGGUACAAGCUCAUGGGAUGACAUCUUUACCAGGCCAAGAUGAUGGACAGAUGGUCAGUAUAAACAUGUGAUGAUUGGUUAACUUAAAGUUAGUAACAUAAACACUAACAAAACAGGCAGUAGACUUGUUGAACAGGUUCAAGACAUGGCUCUUGAGAGUAGCCACAGUUAACUGUUUCGUCCUUUGUACUAUUGGAGCAAAUGUUAUGUGUAAUUUAGCAGCAAACUAAAUUGUACAUGGACCAAACAAUUGUAUGCAGGGCCUUAAAAAUUUACAUCGUUUAUUAGUUUGCCAUUGCAAAUGUUUUAGUGAAGUGCUUGCAUGAUUUCAGGAAGAUGAAUUUUCCGAUCGAAUGCACUUGAUUCCAGAAGUAGCAGCUCCACCCAAGAAAGAAACAGCAUGGGAGAGGGGACUGAAACUAGCCAAGGAAGUAAGUUGAUUAAAAUCAUCAGUUGACGCACAAACGUCCGAAGCUCACUUUAUGAGUGGAAGUUGCAUUACAGGCGACUAUUGAGAUGUUGUAUAAGAAAUAAAAUACUGAGGUCUGCAAACGCUAAAUAUCAUUAUAUUGUACCUUUUCUUUUAUAAAAUAUAUAAAGGAGACUUACUUUUGAUGUAUUCCUGCCUUUUUUGGUGUGAAUUCAUCAAUUUAGUCUUUUUUGGCUGUUAUUGAGUGAUCCCUUUCACUCCCUUCAUAAUACAAAGUAAUGACCUCAGACCAACGCCCUGUAUCCACUUUCAAAAUCACAGUGUCUGGCAGAAGAAGGUAUUUUAGUCAUGGUCUCAAAACGCCCAUUUUCUUCAACAUGCGUGGGGAUAUUUUGCUUUAAACAUUUAGUGAGUUGCAGCGAUGAUAAAACUUUGCCUCUGGUUGAAAAAAUCUGCAAUUUGAUGGGUUUUUGGGCACAAAUUGCCUUCCUGUCAACAAGGUUCAGACUACUGGUUGUAUUGCUGUGUAGCCUUUACUUUGUAUUAUGAAGGUAGAUACAGAGGUCACACAAUAACAGCCAAAAACUCGAAGUAAAACUUUUCAUGUGACAAAAAAUUGUCAGAGUUAAGUUCAAGUUAUAACUCAUACAAGUGGCAUUUGUCUCAGUAAAAUUUGUCUGAGUAAGUUUCAAUCAACAAGAACUUUCUAUCUGUCUGCAUCAGUUCAAUGUAAUGUGUUUUAUGCAUAAUAAUAAUAAUAAUAAUAUUAUUAUUAUUAUUAUUAUUAUUAUUAUUAUCAGAAGCAUGUGUUAUUAUUUAUGACAUGUUUUAAUGACUUCUCUUUUCCUACUAUCGUGUCUUCGUAACAAAAUUUUUGUUAUUUGUUUGCCUAGUGAGUAUUGUAAAGCUAAGUGGAAUAAUAAUAAUUGUUGACAAUCGUAAUUGUUUGUAAACACAGAUAAAGAAAGCUGCCCAGAAGCGAAAAGAAGAAGAUGCUGACUUUCAGGAGAAGCGCAUGGUGUUAGGUAUUACAGCAGAUGAAAAUGAUGAUGAAAAUGAUAAAGAAAACUUAAUUCGGCGGCGUGAGAUGGUGCGAGCCACCAGGCUGGAGAAGGAGUCGGUGUUUGAUGAAGGUGACAUGAGGCAUCGCAGCAGAGGUGGAGGAGACAUAGUAACAAGAUGGAGAGACAAAAAGCAACCAUCUCCCGACCGGGUUAGUUACAAAACAAUACGGUCAAUGCCAGGGAAAGAAAGCCAUCACAUUUUCUCCAAAUUCAACCUGCUUAAUACGGACACUCUGUUAUUUAGGACUAUUAUUAAUUGUUAUUAUUAUUAAUAUUAACACAGUAAAUUCUACUUGUUGUACAAUUUCUCUCAGUUUUUACCUUUUGGCAGAAUUUCUACGUGCCGUUUGAUUCGUUUCUUCAGAGUUUCGAAAUAUUUUAAAAAUCUUUCGCCUUUUUCCUCUUAAGGAACGCGACAGGAGAAAACGAAGAGGAAAUCGUUCACCGUCAUCAUCUCCUGAAAGGUACUCGAAUUUAUUGUUUUAUAUCCACGUUUUUCCGCCAGUCAUUUGUGAGAGGUUAACUCUGUUAAACUUUAUCGACUUAAAUGAUGGUUAGCCAGAUCUAUGGGCUUGAGAUUUGGAGUUCUGAUUGUUAAAACGUUAGAUGUUUAUGUACUGUUUUCUAUCAACGCGCUACGUAAGCAAGAUGUUGAGGUGACUUAAUUUUCGGUCUUCUCAGGGACAGACGAAAUAGAAGAAGAGGUGGAGAGAAGGAAAAACAUAAAGGGAAAGUCAAGGAAACUUUGCGAGAACGAGAUAAGCAACGAACAAAAACAACGGCGAAGGAGACGGAAAAGAAACACGAGGAGAAAGUUAAAAAGCAGAAGGAAAAAGAGUCAGACGGCGGGAAAGAAAAACCGGUCGCGGAGGAAGGUAAAAGCGAGACUGCAGUCAUACAAGAGAAACCCACUGAUGUAAAAGAACAAGCGAGUUUAGCCGAGAAACAAGAAAUAAAAUCUGAAGAUAAAAAAAUUGAUGAUGAAAAGAAGAAAAGGCUGCCUCAGGAAAAAAUUGCGGACUUUGAAUUAAAAUCCGAAAGGGAGGCAGGAAAGAAAGAUGAAUUACUUGAAGGUGAUGAAAGAGAAAAACCCAGGGCAAAAGCACUUGGAAUCUCAAGCUCUCGCCUUCCUAACGAUGAGUGGAUUGAUCCAUGGCAGAGAGUAACCUCGCCAAAGCGACACUCAGCAUCAUCGCGCAGCUCCCGUAGCCACUCUUCAUCAUCUUCAUCGGAUUCCUCGCGCUCCUCGCGGUCCCGCUCACGCUCCGGAUCAGAGUCACGUUCCACAUCACGAUCUACUUCACGUUCACGGUCACGCUCAGUUUCAGAAUCACCCUCAAGGUCAUCUUCGCGAUCGCGCUCAGGUUCGCGAUCACACUCGCGUUCACGAUCCGGCUCAGUUGCAUCAGCAAGCGAUCAUUCAAGUUCCUCAGGUAGCAGUAAAGAAGUAAAGGCUGCAGCAGCAGAUGAAGGAGGUGAAGAGAAAGAUGCACAACAAGCUUCACACGAUUCAUCAGAAUCAGAAUCAGAAUCAGAGAAAUCAGAAUCUAAAUCCAAAUCACCUACACCAGCAGCGCGAAAAAGCCCUGCUAAACCUAAAACCUCCCCUGACAAAGGACCCCCCCGGAGCCCACCCCGUACCCCACCAGUGGAAUCAUCAUCAUCAUCCUACCGCAAUGCUAAAGACGGUGGGAAAAAUCGUUAUGAGUAUAGUCGAGCAGAAAAAAUACAAAAAUGGCAGGAAGGGAUGGUGCGUCAGGGAUCACCGUGGGAUCGGCGAGUGGAAAGGACCUCAAGGAGACCAGUGGAUGGUUCUUACAGGUGGGGUAUUACUUGCUUUAUAUUCAAUUCCAAGUGAGCUGAGGUCUUAUAUCCUCUUCAAACAUUUAGGUCCACAGUUGGUUUAAAAAUAAACUAAUUAGUUAGUGUUGCUUUAUCGUCGCUGGCUGGAUUCAGUUAAUCCGUUAUGUAGUCCUUGCUUGUAACACGGCCCAUAAGCCUUGGCGGCGCAACAACAACUUCAACAAUUUUAUUCUUUGCAUGCACAAGGAGUGAUUAGCUUGCCCCGCGGUACUUCUGAAGCUAAAUCAAGUAUAUUCAUUUUUAUUUAUUGCAAAGAUCAUGAAUACCAUGAACGAAAACCAAUAAUUAGAAAAUCAGGGCAAACUAAGCUUGCGUGAUUUUUCCUUAAAUCGUUCUGUAUACUUUUGAUUGUAAACACUUACUCUAAUAUAGAGUUUGUUUACUGGGUGCGUUAAGUUAAUUAACUGAAUGAAACUUAAAAGCCUGGCGAUUGCUAAUCUUCACGGGAAGGAUAACUACCUUUGGUAAUUGAAUAGAGAUUCAUAAAAGCUUCUAGCAAAGAAUAAAUCAAUGUUCUUAUUUUGUAUGCUAUUUGCUACUUUCUUCAUUUCUCUACUUCUUUAUUUUCUAGUAGAGAUCGUGCGCAUAAUUCUCGGAGGAAAAGAAGUCCAGAGUUGCGAAGAAGAUCGCGGUCACCUCGGUCCAGGGUAACCAUCUUUAUUUUAUCGUUUGUUUCUUUGUUUAUAGACAAGUUUUUUUUAUUGCAAAGCUCCUUUAUUUUACAAAGGAAGCACUUUACCUAGUUUUUUUAAACUUUAAUGUAUACAAUAAAUUAUCUGCUUCUUUUCUUCAGAAUGAAGAACGACGGCGACCGGAAGAAGGAAGAACGUAAGUGGACUUGCUUUCAAUCAAUCUUGUUUUAGCCCAGUUGUUUGUGUUGAAGUUUCCAUUUUUCUUUCUUAAAGGCGAGAACGUUCUUCUAGUGCUGACAGUAUGGAGCAUGCUUUAGCUCGCCCCAGUUCUCCCCGUGCAACAAGAGAAAGAGGUGGAAUGCACCGCGAGUCCAGUGUUUCAUCCAGCGGUAGUGAUAGUGCAAGCAGUGAAACUGGAAGUGAAUCAGAGGAGGAGCGCCACCCGGUCAGAACACGCCGAGCGGGGCCUGAGGCCGACCAGGUCAAGCAAGCGCCGAUCGUGCCUCUAUCAAGUGGGAACAUUCGAUAUACCGGUCAUAAAGAUAUAAAGCUCACUCUAAAUAAGGUAUGCUGAAUGCAUACACCUUAUUCAAUGGUUUAGCAUAUAAUACGUGCGGAUAUUUUGCGAGUUGCGUAGUAUUUUUCCGAGCCUUGCAGGGGCGAGGAAAAAUACGAGCAAUGAGCAAAAUGUCCGUUCGUAUUAUAUGCUAAACCAUCGAAUAAGAGGUUUAUUAUUCCACUAAAAAAAAUUGUUAUUUUGCAAUUGGCCCCUAUUUUUUGGUAAGAGUAUUCACUGAACAUCCUGAUUCCGUCUGUGAGAAUGACGUUAACAAUGAUCGAAAUUGUGAAAGGUUUGAACCCAGGAGUCAUUUCAAAGGAGGCUGAGUUUGAUCGUCCGGGUGAACUUAGUCACGAGUAGGACUGUUGUUGUUGACAGUGACUGACGUUUCGACAACCUGUGCGGUAGUCAUCUUCAGAGUCAAGGUGAGUUGUAUCACGUCAGUUGAUGGUAUUACGUCAGUUGUAUCAACUGACGUGAUACAACUCACUUUGACUCUGAAGAUGACUACCGCACGGGUUCAGGAAACGUCUGUCACUGUCAACAACAACAGUCCUAUUCAGGACUACGUUCACCCGGACGAUCAAACUCAACCUACUUUUGAAAUGAGCAAAAUGUUCGCCCGUGUUAUAUGCCAAACCUUUGAAUAAGAGGUUAAUUAUUUUACUGCAAAAGAAAAAUACUCUGAAGGAAACUCCGUCUUCGGGGAAGUCUCUCAUUAGUACUUGCUCAAUUUUUUUUGGGUGGGAGGGGAAAUGGGAGGGGUGUGAGUGAGCGCUUUAUUGAGUUUGACUGGGAAUAGAAGGGAGUGGGUUGGGGGUGGGCGAUUAUUCGAGGCUGGGCGCUUAUUAACUUUUUCUGCCUUUAGGACGGGUGCUUAUUCGAGGUGGGCGCUAAUGCGAGAUUGGGCGCUUAUUCGAAUAAAGACGGUACUUCAACAUUAAUUUUUAUAUCUUGUAUCGUGUAUUACAAAGUGCUGUAAGUGACCUUUCAUGUAAUGUGGAUUCGGUUUGUUUUCAUUACAGUCCGUAACAAGAACAGAGAACAGGGAACCACCCAAGUCACAAUCCCAGCAUUCACUUCCCGCAAGGACAGACCCAAGCGGUGAAAAACUUCAGACAACAACUAAAAAGCGAACACGUGACCCGUCGCCAGUCCCAGAACAUACUAAGGAGAUUGUUUCAUCGUCUGUCGCUUCCCAGUCCACUAACAAACCCGACAAACGGUCGGUGAAUUCGCAAGCUGAAGCAGUAACGUCUGGUAAAGCAAAUUCGGCAAAUACUUCUUCAAGGAGAGAGGAACUUCUUCGCGAGCUCAAGGCUGUCGAGGACGCUAUAGCUAGAAAACGAGCUAGAAUUGAAUAGCAAUAAAAAUUCGACAGCACAAUAAAAGAAGAAACAAGGAAGAACUGCUCUACUUUGAGUGUGCAUUCCGGUAAUUGGAUGUAAAAUAAAAGUUCUUAUUUCAUCGCAGUUAUGAAUGCAAAUGGUGUGUUGAACUUCCCGUGUCGCGAAAAAUUCGACUAAGGCUCUUCAUACGUUCCAACUAACGUGACGGGAUGCUGUAGGUAGAGAAUAUUAGGAUCAGGACUGUUAUGAGGAAAGAGCUUGUGGUUAUUUUUUUUUUGUCAAUUGUGAAUUGUAACCUUGAUCUUAAUCCGGUUUUUUUCUUUGAUGUGUUCUUAUAGGGUAAUGGUUAGGGCCUAGGGCUAGAUUAGAAAGUC
Molecule: messenger RNA, 9894 nt
Organism: Porites evermanni
Lineage: Eukaryota; Metazoa; Cnidaria; Anthozoa; Scleractinia; Poritidae
Source: the annotation of a GenBank genome assembly